This is a messenger RNA of Doryrhamphus excisus (bluestripe pipefish), 5645 nucleotides long. It is a transcript of the gene plekhm1, whose product is annotated as pleckstrin homology domain containing, family M (with RUN domain) member 1. The record is from RefSeq and is a predicted model, not a curated record. NCBI's taxonomy places the organism in Eukaryota, Metazoa, Chordata, Actinopteri, Syngnathiformes, Syngnathidae.
ACGUCUUCUGGACUUACGCGGUGAGCUAAAGGGCCGAUCGAGACAAAACAGACGAGAUAAUCGUACAACUCGCAUCUGACAGGAAGUGUUUAUGUUUCACCACGAAAGCCAUUGGAAUGUGUGAAGCAAACAAGUGACAACCGGAAGUCACUUUAAAAGUCCUUACGUAUAAAAGACUACAUGAAGCGAACAAAAUAGAACCUGUGAAUGAUACUUAACCACGUUAACAAACAAUGGCAUUCAAUGACAAAACAAUAAUAAUAUAUUGACUAAUCGCGGUUCGAUUUUAUGUCAGUACAUAAUGGCAACGUUAUUUGUAUCAUAUUUAUUUUGAUAACACCAACCGGAAGUGUUUGUAUUCCCGUUACAAUUUUAACAACGUUACGGCGUGUUCCCACUCGCUGCUCUCCUGUAAACAAAUCUUGGUUAGCGGCGAUAAUUGUGUUACUUUUUUAAACGUUUACAGCGGGAGCAAUGUCGGAGUCGGUGUCUAUUUUUUAUAGCUCACAGGUGGCUGUCUUUUGGACCUAAAUGGGAAGUCACCUUGCCUCGCACGCCAUGCGGGAAUAGAAGCUCCGGGGAGGUGCCAUGUUAGCCACGCAAACGCCAGACGCGCCACAGGAGGCUAAACAUGUCAAACAGAUCAAGGAGAAGUUGGCGCAGUCGCUCAAAGCCCUGCAGAUGCGCUACGUGACGUCGGAUGCGGUGGUCACCAGCGAGGAUGCCGAUGCCAACCUUCUCUGCUGUGCCCUGGAGGCCAUUUUCAUCCACGGCAUCAAGAGCAAGUACAUCCGCCAAGAGGCCGGGAGCCGCAGCAGGAAGGGGAACAGGAGACCUCUCCCUCAGCCUUUCUUCUGGAGCCUCCUGAAGACGGUCACCCACCGUGACGUGAUCACAGAGCUGGAGAAGAUCAGCUUCGUCGGAACAGACGUGGGUCGCUGUCGCGCUUGGUUGCGUCUGGCCCUCAACCACGGCCUGCUGGAGUGCUACCUGGUGUCCCUGUUUCGGGAGAGCUCCAAGUUGCGGGUGUACUAUCAGCCCGGCGCCCUGCUGCUCAACACGGAGGAGCGGGACGUCCUGCUCAGCUAUCUGCAGGGUCUGGCCUCGCUCUCCUUCAGCCUGUCGUACAAGUCUGCUGUCCUCAACCAAUGGACCACCACGCCUUUAGCUCUCGCUGGACUGUGCCCGCUGGCCCAGGCAGACACUCCGGACCCACCGGUCAACGGCGCAGACCACCCGGCCUCCAUGCCUCCUUGUAAAGACUCCUGGGAUACAGUGUCGCAGUCGUCGGGGUCGUCCGACGCACCGGUGGUGGUGGUCAGAAGGGGUUCCGGGGGAUUCCAGGGUGGUACCAGAAGGCUCAACUCGUCGAGUUUAAGCCUAGACACCACGGGCUCCUCCCAGCUCUCCUCCAGCUUGAGCUCCGACAGCCUUCUCCAGGGACAGGACCCGUGCAGCCCCGCCGGAGAGCAGUGGUCAUCGUGUGACCUUGACCCAACCUCAAAUGGAAGCAACAGCACCAAGCAGACCUUGAAAGAUUUGCUUCCGGAGCUCCGGGAGCACGCCAACUGCAGCCAGGACUCCAUGCACGAAGACUCCUUUGUCUCCAGCAGCGGUCCUGACCAGUUCUCGGACACCGACCAUCCGCCGAGUUCUGCUCUCUCCGACACGGAGCCCCCUCUUCCGACCGCCAGCCCCCCGUCUCCCCGCCCGCACCGCAUCGAGCCCCUGCCCUCUGCUGCCUCGAAUGCCGACCCCCUCCCUGGAGGCGAGCCCGUGCUGCCGGCGGUCCCGGUGGUCCGUGUGCCGGAGAAGGAAGUUGAAUGCAUUGCAGAGUCUGCGGCGCGCCCCGGCUGCCGUCACUCGCCGAGCGUCCUGAGCAGGAAUUUGUCCUCAGAUUCUCUCCCACGUUCCCGCUCCUGGAUAUCUGAGGACGAUAUCUACAAGCCCCAUGUGGACGGGGACUCCGACCAGGAGGAAGCCCCUCCGGCCGCUCCUUCGGACUCUCAGUCACCGCCAAGUGUUGUGCAUCGUAGGCAAAUGGGUCUAUCCAACCCGUUCCGAGGCCUGCUGAAGCUGGGUCACCUGGAGCGGCGCGGCGCCAUGGGGAUGUGGCGCGACCACUACUGCGAGCUGUCGCCCUUCGAGUUCCGCCUUUACCUCAACGCCGAGGAGCGCACGUGUUGCGACAAUUGCUCCCUGCUGCGCUGCGAGGAGGCGCGCCUCACCUCGCCCGACGGCCGCUUUGAGUUGGUCUUCCCCAGCAAGCGGCUGCACCUGCGCGCGGCCAACCGGGACGAGGCGGAGGACUGGGUGGACCGGAUCGUGGAGGCCGUCAACAAGUGCCGUCCCGUGUCGCGCGUGGACGAGCAGUGGGAGGUGUUGGAGGCCCCGAGUGAAAACGGCGUCGAUGACGAAUCUUUCUUGUGCGCCGCCCCCUGCAAACCAGAGCGACGCUCCUCCUCCACUGAUGCCACGCCUCCUCCGCUACACGAAGCUAACUGGACUCGUGCAAUAGAUUUGGAAACGGAUGCCAUCAAAGAGGCCGUUCUCUACUGUUCUAUCGACUCCGACGCUCGGACUUGGAACCCUCUGGUCUUCUCGCUCUCCUUAGAGUCCUUGAAAGGUUUCCGUGUCCAAGAAGGAAGAAAGUGGCUUCAACUGAACUUCCCCAUCGAGGAAGUCAGGGACGUGGUUCCUGACGUCUCGCUGGGUGGACCAAACUUCUUUAAACUCCUGACGCUCAGAGAGACACUCCGACUCAGGGCGGAAAACACAGAGGAGGCACGAUCCUGGAGGAUUCUGAUCCGCGGCGCUCUGGAUUCUUACCUGGAGAGCGGUGAAGAGGCGGAGCUCGGGGCGGCGGCGGCGGCUGCGGUCGGCCACGGCGGUACCGGAAACAUCCACAGGCUGGUUCAGCACCGACUCAGAGAAGACGGAGCGCUGCUGGUCUACCUGUGCACCGUGCCCUCGCAGAAGGGACUGGACACGCAGAACUUCAAAUGUGCAGGGUGCCCUCAGCAGAUUGGCCCCUCGCUGGGACGAGGCCGCCUGUGCGAGUUCUCCGGCCGGUACUACUGCGACUCCUGUCACCGUGGCGACACAAGCGUCAUCCCCUCACGCAUGUUGCACAACUGGGACCUCAAUAAACGCGAGGUGUCCAAGAAGGCGCUGUGGCUGCUGGCUCAAGUGGAGCAGGAGCCUUUGCUCAACCUGGAUCAGCUCAACCCAAAUUUGACCACGCACUCGGAGUCCAUGGCACGGGUCCACGGCCUGCGGCAGAGGCUGAGACUGCUGGGCGACUACCUGCUCACCUGCCGCAGUGGAGCCUGCAAGAUGCUCCAAGCCAGGAUGGGGCAACGGACCUACCUGCUGGAGUCCAGCGGCCUGUACAGCGUGCUGGACCUGCGCCAGAUAGCCGAGGAGCAGUACGCCGCCUACCUGAUGUCGCUGUGCCAGUUUGCCUGCAACCACGUGUUCAGCUGCGAGCUGUGCACGCAGCGAGGCUUCAUCUGCCAGAUGUGCCACGCCAGCGACAUCAUCUUCCCCUUCCAGUUUGACAGCACCGCCAGGUGCAAGACGUGCAAGGCCGUGUUCCAUCGGGCCUGCAUGGCGCCGGGCCUGUGCUGCCCUCGCUGUCUGCGAAUGAAGAAAUACCUGGACAGGGACUUGCAGGACUGAGAGCGGCCAGCAAGGGGCGCCCUUGUUCCCCUCCUGUGGACUGAGUAGCCCAAAAUCAAGCAACCUCAAGUGCAAUUAUUAUUAUUCUCAUUAUUAUUGUUAUCACCGGUGAAGUGAAGGGGGAUGCAUCACAGGUAAACUGAUUCUAAUUUAUUGACUCUUCAUCGUGAAGAAAUAUAUAUAUAUAUAUAUAUAUAUUUUAAAUGCAGAGUUGUUUCAUGACUCUUAGGUUGGAUGUAUAAACACGACAUUUAAGGGCUUUCUAUGCAAAAACAGAGAAUAGCACUUGAAAUUAGUAAACAAUCCAACGUGCCUUGGACUCUUCUUUUUACGGCCAAAUCAUGGCGACAUCUUUUUCAUCUUAAUACCGCUUGCCACGUUUUCACACUUUUUUUUUUUUUAUCGGUGCUGGAAAUGAAAAUGACAAGUGACCGCAUACACGACUGCGACUGUUAGCUGGGAAUAUUUGGGUCUGUGCGUGACAGCGCUCCGCUCGCUCUCUAACAGCACAGUUUGAGUCGCUAGUACAGCACUCAACUCUUUGUAUGUUUAUGGUUUAUUCACAGCCAAAUAAAUGUCCAGUCGAUAACAUAGGACUAUAGCCUGCUGUCUUGUUUAUGAAUCCAUAUCAUUUUCUUCAGAGGACUAUAGCCUGCUGUCUUGUUUAUGAAUCCAUAUCAUUUUCUUCAGAGGACUAUAGCCUGCUGUCUUGUUUAUGAAUCCAUAUCAUUUUCUUAAGAGGACUAUAGCCUGCUGUCUUGUUUAUGAAUCCAUAUCAUUUCCUUAAGAGGACUAUAGCCUGCUGUCUUGUUUAUGAAUCCAUAUAAUUUCCUUAAGAGGACUAUAACCUGCUGUCUUGUUUAUGAAUCCAUAUCAUUUCCUUAAGAGGACUAUAGCCUGCUGUCUUGUUUAUGAAUCCAUAUAAUUUCCUUAAGAGGACUAUAACCUGCUGUCUUGUUUAUGAAUCCAUAUCAUUUUCUUAAGAGGACUAUAGCCUGCUGUGUUGUUUAUGAAUCCAUAUCAUUUUCUUAAGAGGACUAUAGCCUGCUGUCUUGUUUAUGAAUCCAUAUAAUUUCCUUAAGAGGACUAUAGCCUGCUGUCUUGUUUAUGAAUCCAUAUCAUUUUCUUAAGAGGACUAUAGCCUGCUGUCUUGUUUAUGAAUCCAUAUAAUUUCCUUAAGAGGACUAUAACCUGCUGUCUUGUUUAUGAAUCCAUAUCAUUUUCUUAAGAGGACUAUAGCCUGCUGUGUUGUUUAUGAAUCCAUAUCAUUUCCUUAAGAGGACUAUAGCCUGCUGUCUUGUUUAUGAAUCCAUAUAAUUUCCUUAAGAGGACUAUAACCUGCUGUCUUGUUUAUGAAUCCAUAUCAUUUCCUUAAGAGGACUAUAGCCUGCUGUGUUGUUUAUGAAUCCAUAUCAUUUUCUUAAGAGGACUAUAGCCUGCUGUGUUGUUUAUGAAACCAUAUGCGUCCAAACUGAUUUUUCCAACAGCUAUCCACAACAAAACCCACCGGCAAGAUGUCCUCCAAGUGAAAGCAAAUGAUGUCGCGGCGUCAUCGAAAGAUCAGAGCACUUACUCACAACUACUACCUUUUUCCAAAUAGUGUGUAAGGGGCCACUUCAGUGGACACAGACGCCUGAUACUCUUGUCUUGAAAGCAAUUUCCACCAUGCACCUGACGUACAGUACAGUAUGUCACUCCAGUGUACCAGCCUCGUUAGUUUCUGUGUGAAAGGCACGGCAAAUCUAUUAUUCUGUUGCAGCUGCCAUAUUUGUGGGGGGUGUCUGUGUGAAAGGGUCCGAGACGGGUCUGUCACUCCUCAAAAGGUACAAUUGCGUUGCAGAAUUGGCGGAAGCAGGAGAUGAAGUCUACCCGGCAAUUUUACCGCUUAGGACAACACUGCAUACAGAACAAUGCACGUUUUUCUUCAUUGAACACAUGGAAAUCAAACCUCAAGUGGGUCAAGA